Messenger RNA from Penaeus vannamei (Pacific white shrimp), 1023 nucleotides. NCBI's taxonomy places the organism in Eukaryota, Metazoa, Arthropoda, Malacostraca, Decapoda, Penaeidae. The record is from RefSeq and is a predicted model, not a curated record.
AUGAGCUUGCACAUUGGUCCAAGGCACCCAAGUCACCUAUGUAAGUCAACCUAUGUGUCCAUAUCCACACCCAAGUCAACCUAUGUCCCCAAAAAAGGCACCCAAGUCAACCUAUGUCCACAAAAAGGCACCCAAGUGUAUGGAAAGGAAAAGGCACCCAAGUCAACCUAUGUCCACGUCCACGGAAAAAAGUCACCUAUGUCCACCAGUCCACGGAAAGGCACCCAAGGUCCACAAAAAGGGUCCACGAAAGGCACCCAAGUCACCUAUGUCCACAAAAAGGCACCCACGUCCAAAAGGCACCAAGUCAACCCACGUCCACAAAAGGCACCCACGUCCACAAUAGAGGCACCCAAGUCCACGGAAAAGCACCCGAGUCCACCCACGUCCACAGUGCACCCAAGUCCACGGAAAGGCACCCAAGUCCACCCACGUCCACAAAAAGGCACCCAAGUCCACGGAAAGGCACCCGAGUCCACCCACGUCCACAAUAGAGGCACCCAACUCCACGUAAAAACGAGUCCACCCGUCCACAAUAGAGGCACCCAAGUCCACGGAAACGCACCCAAGGCCACCCACGUCCACAAAAAGGCACCCAAGUCCACGGAAAGGCACCCGAGUCAACCCACGUCCACGGAAAGGCACCCGAGUCCACCCACGUCCACAAUAGAGGCACCCAACUCCACAGGCACCCAAGUCCACGGAAAGGCAUCCAAGUCCGCCCACGUCCACGGAAAGGCACCCAAGUCCCCACGUCACAGGCACCCAAGUCCACCACGUCCACGGAAAGGCACCAAGUCCACCCACGUCCACAAAAGAGGCACCCAAGUCAACCCACGUCCACGGAAAGGCACCCAAGUCCACCCACGUCCACGGAAAGGCACCCAAGUCCACCCACGUCCACGAAAGGCCAAGUCCGCCCACGGCCUCCUCAACCACACUCUUCCUCGGCGACGAACGAAUGGCUCCAUCUGGCGCCGUUCCCCGCCGUUACGAUCUCCAUAUCAGAAAGAAAAAGAAUAA